This is a messenger RNA of Neurospora crassa OR74A, 1928 nucleotides long. Its product is annotated as RNase III domain-containing protein. The coding region runs from base 413 to 1216 and encodes 267 amino acids. The transcript has 3 exons. The record is from RefSeq and is a predicted model, not a curated record. Lineage: Eukaryota; Fungi; Ascomycota; Sordariomycetes; Sordariales; Sordariaceae. Gene Ontology annotation, molecular function: structural constituent of ribosome; ribonuclease III activity. Gene Ontology annotation, cellular component: mitochondrial large ribosomal subunit. Gene Ontology annotation, biological process: mitochondrial translation; RNA processing.
GUCCCUCGAUCGGUCGUAAAAAAUUCCCGUCUUGCCGUCCCACUCCAGGCACGCGAACGGACCCGGAGCCUUGCCUUCCACUUGGGACUUUGGACUUUCCGCACAGCGACCCGUCGAGCCACUCCCCAGCCUGUGCACCGACCGCGCCGAGCCGUCAAGUCAGCCGCGCGACAUCUUUCCUUUACCUACGGACUCCGGAAUCUUUGGUGGUGGUGUUUUGCGAUAUCCAGUGUGGAAACGGGCGCCCAUCCGACCUCGACGUCUUUCUACCCCACGACCCCGUCACAUCCAUCCACAUCUCCAUCCAUACCUUCAAGCUCGUAGUAGUAUCUCCACGGUCUCGCCCCGGGUCGUCGCAUCUCCAGUAGCAUCCAAAAUCAAAGAAAAAAGAAAAAAAAAAAAUUAGACCACAAUGGCCGCCCUCACACCCUCCCGUUCCGUCUUCGCCUCGACAUGCAAGACUAUUGCCCAGCAAUGCUCUAGGCGACCUGUCGCUGUCCAACAACUCGCUGCCGUCCCCGUCGCCCGCCAGGUCUCGUCGUCGUCGGCUGUCCAACAAGAACAAGAUGCUUCCGGCACCAGCAGCUCGCAGCAGCCCAGGCCAAGGUGGUCCUACACCCCCGAGCGCAUGAAGGGCCCCGGUUUCUCCCUCAACCUCGUCAAGGACCCCAGGCGCAAGCAGUGGAUGGUCAACAGCGACCCGGCAAAGUUGGAUGCCUUUUACGACGCCUUCCUCGGCCAGGGCGGCAGCCGGAUGCUAUCAGAGGAGACCAAGUGGCUGGCCGUCACCCACAAGAGUUUCGACUACGGAAGGAGAGGUUACAACACACGGCUGGCUUUCCUCGGCCGUCAAAUAAUCGCCCUCGAGACGACCCGCUCCAUCCUCACCAGCCCCGUCCUUAACGAGCCCAUCGUCGACAAGUACGGCCGCACGCCCUACAACCACGCCGCCCUGGCCAACAUCGACAAGCUCAUCUACACGCAACCGCUAGACAUUAUGGACAAGACCAAGAUCGCACGGAUGGGCAUCGACUUUGGCCUGCUCACCGUCAUGCGGUGGAAGCCCAGAAUGCCCGAAGAUCUCGAAUCCUCCGGUGUCGUCGUCGUUCUCAACUCCACCCUCUUCGCCAUCAUUGGCGCCAUCUCGUUAGAAAAGGGUGCCGCUGUCGCUCAGCGCAUCGUCAGAGAGAAGAUCCUCAAGAGGCUCGGAGCGUGAGGAGCGCAAAAAAGAGAGAAAAGAGAAAGUGAAAGAAGAGAAGCAUCCCUUUAUUGUAUACACCCCUGUACUAUAUCGAUGGGCAUAGAGGCUGGCAUAAUCCCGCAUACCCAUUUCAUACCUGCGGGCCGGAGUCCAGAAUGAUUAUUGUUUGCAUGCAAGAUGGCUCCAUCAAGUUGUUUGAGGGUUGCGACAUUGCAUCUUGAGAAUCGGGGGGGGGGGGGGUGCUGAAGUGUGUUGCAUGUUAUGGACUAACCGUGGAGCUAACAGCAGAAAAGGCAAACGACAAGACAUCGAACCACAAAGGAGCCGGCAGAGAAACUUACAUCUCACUCGCUCGAACUCAACAGCCGGCAGACCACAAUGUAUCGCAUUACCAGCGGUAGCUUGGCAACCUUCAAAGCACCCCAUCGUCAGCAACUCUCCACCCCCUUGCAGCAACCAUCGACCAUCUUCACACUCGGAGCAGCUUGACCACUUUCAGGACUUUCUGGCGUUCCUCACACACGUUCUUGCUCAUUGGCACUCCCCACGCCGCACUCUCCUACCUUAAAGCAACACAUGUCGGUGUCUGAUGGCGGAAGCGUGGUAUCGCAUACAUUGGCGGUUAGCAACAGACUGUUUCGAGCAUCUCCCAACCUUCCCUGAGGCGGGCAGAAACGAUUUGAGUUAGAGGAAAGCACCACACACAAGAAUCGAAGAGAAACACCAU